Messenger RNA from Gossypium raimondii (Peruvian cotton), 1072 nucleotides. Its product is annotated as mediator-associated protein 2. NCBI's taxonomy places the organism in Eukaryota, Viridiplantae, Streptophyta, Magnoliopsida, Malvales, Malvaceae. The coding region runs from base 171 to 848 and encodes 225 amino acids. The transcript is spliced from 4 exons. The record is from RefSeq and is a predicted model, not a curated record.
UCUCUUUCCUCCUAAAACUCCCUCCCUUCCCUCCUUGUAAACCCUAAACCCUAACCCGCCACUCCCUUCCCUUUCAAUUGCUUCGAUAUUUCCGUAUAAUUGUUAUUAUUAUUGAAAUAAAACAAUAAAUAUUUUUGUUUGAAUUUAAAGUGUUGAUUUGAACUCAAAAUAUGGAUUCUGAACAAAACAUCUACAGGCCUCCACCUGAAUUCGAAGAAAAUUCAUCACAACAACUCGUCGAUUUCACAGUAUCAGGUUCCACGGAGCUUUUCCUUAUUCAAUGGCCUAUUCAUCAACAUCCUGAAAUUAAUGACCAAGUAGUUACGCUUCAGCUCGGUCCUGAUGGAAAAUUGGGCAGUUUUACGGAUUCUACUGGAAAAACUUAUGAUUUUGUUAGCCCUGCUUCUCAAGGGCCAGAUGCUACAGUUAUCUUAUCUUCCGAAUCGGAGUCUAAAAUCGUUGGGAAGAUUUCACGACGAGUUUCCCUUGUACAUUAUAUGAGUCCCGACGAAUACGAAAAGCUCAGUUCCGACAAGAAGCUGUUGCAUCAGAGAUCCUCCGGAACUUUAAUGACUGAUUCUUCCAAUCCUUUUUCAAGUCCAACGCAAAGUAAAGGGCGGAAAGGUUCACAUUCUAUGGGGCGCACUGUCAGCACACAUGGUAGUCAACAUAAAAGUACUGUCUCUGGAAUCAAUGAACAAUCUAAGCCUUCAAAAAGAAAGCAUGAUCAUGAAUCUACGGGAUCCAUGAACCAGCCCACACACAGUCAUGAGACAAAUCCAAUUUCAGGGUCCUCAGAGCAUUCUCACAAAAGUAAAUCGAAGAAGAAAGUAAAAAACGAUGAGUAAGGUAUUCAACAUUCUCCCUCAUUGUCUUGUCUUUUUGCCUAUUUUCAUUCUCUUCUUUUCGCCUUUAGAUAUGCCAAUAUCUCGACAUUAAGUUCAUCACAGUUGCUUUAUUGCACUUAUCUGCUUUCGAUUGAAAAUAUCAUUUGCCGAUUUACUCAUGGUAUCGAUGUCGUGAUGUUACAGUUAUUAUUCUAUUGUUUCGAUCUUUUCGUUGUCGAUUUUCA